ACAAACUAUUUCUCACUGAUGUCUUUAAAAUUUUAUUGAAAGCAAUUUUCAAGCAGAUAAUAUAUAAAAUAAACUUAUAUCUUCGGUUGCUUUAAAAUCAAAAAUUUUUAUUUCGCAACCGCAAAAUGCCCGUCAAAAAGUGCGAAGGUGGUGAAAUAAAUUUUCUCUCGGAACGCCUCAACAUACCGCUUUUAUUGGCCACACGCAACAGCUUUAAGAAUGAACGCAUUAUAUCCAAAUACAUUAAGACCAAACAUAAAUUCUAUACAAUGGACUGCAUUGCAGAGAAGGGCAUCGAAACGCGUUCGAAGGAGCAUGCGCGUCAUCUCUUAGGUGAUUAUCCUGAAAACACUGGACCAUGCUCGAGUCGACGCUUGGUUGAUGACGUACGUGAUGCAUACAAUCUCAAAACCUUUCAUCUGCCACCCAAUAUUUAUGAUAUCUCCAAGGAACCGUUUGCAAGUCGUCGUGGUUUGGGUGGCGCAUAUUGGCGAAAGUUGAGGAAAGAGUUUAAAAUUGAUUUGCAGGAGUAUAAUAAAUACACACCGCCAAAGAAGACCAGAGACAAGUGGAAAUUGUAUAAUGUAACGAAAUUAACGGAUCGGUUCAACUUGCCACACAACAGGCAUAAAGGAGUUUUUUUGAGCAAUCCUCGCCAGCGACCCGCCAGCACACGUUGCAUGGUGACCGAUCCAGUAUUGGUGAAACGCUUGCCCACAGAACCUUCACCGGCGCAAUAUAACGUAGAAAGGCAUACGAUUCAACAUAACAUGUCUAAGCCCAUACAUCCGCCAAAGCAUAAUCCACACUUGUUUCUACGCAACUCCUGCAUACCCGAAAAACUGCCGGGCAUAAUACGUCGACACUUGAGCUUCGAACCGGCGGUGGGACGGUAUGAGGUGCGCUUCCCGAAACACUGCGCUUGUGGCAAGAAAAUCUUCACACCCGGUCUGCCGUUAAUCAUUGAUCGCGAGAAACGCAAGAAAUUCCGUCGUAUACCAUACAAGAAGAUCAAAUCGCAUUUGUACUGCGCACCGGAUUUCACGCAUGUCAUCGGUCACGGACAUACUUAUGUCUUCCGCUUGCCGGGUUCUAAACUGCAUCAGCCCAAGAAAUUGGAUAAGUCGUUAAAGCGUUUGUUUUCUCCACGCGCUGCACAACAAUUUCACGACUAUAGAUAUAUAAAUAUGAUAUUAGCGCCGCGCCGAAGACGCUUAUCCUACUUCCCACCAUAUAUAAAUCUCUAUCAAGAGCAAAAGGUACGCUUCAAUUGCAUUGUAAAGGUGACUAUAAUACGUCGACCCUUGAGUAAAGGCAAGAAACUGGGUUUCGGUGGUACGGCCAAACGUUUCUCAUACGUCGAUUAUCACUCAUCAAUACUCACGGCCGCACAGGCACGUCAGAUUAAAGAAUCUUUACCCGCGGAACGUCAGCUGCAAGAUCAUCCUAUAACACGCAGACCUUUGACGGAGAUCAAAUCGCGCUUUUUAGAGUGGUAUACAGAGCAAAAGGAAGAAAUCCGUCCGAUUUUUGAACGUAAGGGACCGGCCAAGUUACCACCGCUACCGGAGCCAAAAUUGCUGGUGACGAAAAAGGAUUUGCUACCCGACUUAAAGCCUGGUGUCGCAUAUAGGCCGCCGGUUUUAUAUAACAAACCAAUUGAUAUCCAUGAAUUUCUCAAAACAGCGACGACCACAGAUCAAGAGACGGUAGAUGAGAACUGAAGGGCUUUUUAAGUGUAUAUUAU
Messenger RNA from Bactrocera neohumeralis, 1747 nucleotides. RefSeq lists its product as uncharacterized. NCBI's taxonomy places the organism in Eukaryota, Metazoa, Arthropoda, Insecta, Diptera, Tephritidae. The transcript is spliced from 5 exons. Bases 126 to 1724 code for a protein of 532 amino acids. The record is from RefSeq and is a predicted model, not a curated record.